UGGCAGCCGGUGACCGCCGCCCCGCCACCGGUGAUUGAGGUGAGAGGUUGCCGCCUGCUCCGUGUGGUGAAGUCAUGCGACACCAAGUUGCUCGCACAGCCGCAGCGGCAGGUCCUUCCUUUUAGGAACAAUUACAGACAAAAAAUAUGGGAAAGAAACGCAUCAAAGGCAAAACUGCACAGUCUGAUGAGUCUCCAGAUAUGCUGGAACCUGUAUGCAAGCAUAUUCGUAAAGGACUGGACCAAGGGCAAGUGAGAAGGGCACUGCACAAUGUGGAGUGGCAUGUUUGUCAGGACUGCAAGGCAGACAGUAAGACACAAGAGAAGGCUGAGGACAAGGAGACUGAUGAAGGCACCUCGAUAUGGUUAUGCCUAAAAUGUGGCCAUAGGGGCUGUGACAGAAAUUCUCCAGACCAGCAUGCUUUAAAGCAUUACGAAACACCGAGAUCAGAUCCCCACUGUUUGGUUCUCAGUUUGGACAACUGGAGUGUGUGGUGCUACCAAUGUGAUAAUGAAGUUCCAUAUAAAACUUCAACCCUUUUGGGCCAGACUGUGGAUUUUGUUAGAAAACAAGUUGGUAUUGACUCAUCACAUGCAGAAAAACAAGAGAACAAAGAAGUUGAAAAUAAAAAAGUAGAAAAAGACAGCAAAAAUGAGCAAGAAAAAGAAGUUUCACUUAAAGAAGAAAAUUCUCAUUCAACUGCUAAUGGAGAAGUCACUGUGAAAGGACUUAGUAAUUUGGGGAAUACAUGUUUCUUUAAUGCAGUGAUGCAGAAUUUAUCACAAACUCCAGUCCUGAGGGAGCUGCUUAAAGAAGCUAAAGUGCCUGGCACAACAGUUAAAAUUGAGUCACCUGAGCUAUGCAUGGAACCUCAGCUAAUAAAACUGGAUCAGCCAGGUCCUUUAACACUAGCCAUGCAUCAGUUUGUGACAGAAAUGCAAGAGACAAAAAAAGGCGUAGUGACUCCUAAGGAACUUUUUGCUCAGGUUUGCAAAAAAGCAAUACGAUUCAAAGGUUAUCAGCAGCAAGACAGUCAUGAAUUGCUUCGUUACUUACUUGAUGGAAUGAGAGCAGAAGAAAUCCAACAAAUAAGUGUUGGAAUACUAAAGGCGCUGAGUGACUCUAACAAACAAAAUGAAGAAGAACUUAAAAAGAAAAUUAAAGAAUAUGAAAAGAAAAAGGGAAUACAAAGUUUUGUAGAUCGAAUCUUUGGUGGAGAAUUAACCAGCACAAUUAUGUGUGAGGAAUGCAGAACUGUGUCCUUGGUCCAUGAGUCUUUCCUUGAUUUGUCGCUUCCUGUACUAGAUGUUCAGAAAGUGAAAAUUACAAAGAGAGAAAAUACUAAGAAAAAAAAAGAAAAGGAGUCCGAAGAUGAAGAGAAUAGAAUCAAUGACCAUUACCUUAAGCAGAAAGAUGAGCCCCCUCGUACAAGUAAGCACCUAGAGAAAAAAGAGAAGAAACAGGCCAGAAAACGAGCCAAGAGCCAACGCCGGCAGCAAAAACUUCAAGGAAAGGUGUUUCAGUUGACAGAUCUCUGUGCAACUGAACAGCCAGAGGUAGAUGUAGAGUACAACCAAGAAUCAGAGACUGAAAUAAGCUCUGAAACUCUUGAUAAGAGGCAAGAAGAGGAAUCAUCACAUGAUUGCAAAGAUCACUGCUUAACUCAGAAAGACUUGAGUAUACAGGGAAAUAGUACAGAGAUUCAGAGCAGGCAUGAAAAUACAGGAAAGCCAGAACAAGAGUGUGAGGAAAAUGAGUCUUUCACGGAUCUCUCUAUGGAAAGCUUAGAUUCUGCUAUGAAGUUUGUCAAUGGCCUUGACAACCUGUCUUUGAAAGAGGAGGAUGAUGAAAAUGAAGAUGAGGAAGAGCUUGCUGCGGACUUUUCAAAACUCCACCUGAGUGCCAGUGAAUCUGACGCAAGUACCUUGGAUGGCCUACAGCCUGUUCCUAACAAAACGUGUGAAGUGUCUACAGAUGACCCCGAAACAGCAUUCUGUACUCUGGCAAACAGGGAAGAGUUGAACCCUGAGGAAGAUUCAAUCCAUCACUGUUUGUAUCAAUUUACCCGUAAUGAAACACUUACCGAAACCAAUAAACUACUGUGUGAUGUGUGUACACAAAGGCAUUGUGGACCAAAGAACAACAUAAAAAGUGAAAAGAAGUAUGUUUAUACCAAUGCCAAAAAGCAGAUGCUUAUCUCUCUAGCUCCUCCAAUUUUAACCCUUCACUUAAAAAGGUUUCAGCAGGCUGGAUUUAAUCUGCAGAAGGUUAACAGGCAUAUCAAGUUCCCAGAAGUGAUAGACUUGGCUCCUUUCUGUACAGCUAAAUGUAAAAAUGUGGCUGAAGGGAAUACAAAGGUCUUGUACUCUCUCUAUGGAGUUGUUGAACACAGCGGAACAAUGAGGUCUGGGCACUACACUGCCUAUGUUAAAAUGAGAGCUAUGAACAACCACCUCUCUGAUCUUGUCCUUCGAGGACAAUCUCAAGCUUCAGAAACUGAGCCAGUGAAAGGUCAGUGGUUCCACAUCAGCGAUACCCAUGUACAACCUGUCUCUGUGUCCAAAGUGCUGAGCUCCCAAGCCUAUCUUCUGUUCUAUGAGAGGCUGCUGUAACUCAUCAGAAGAGCCUUGUGUGUUGCAGCCACCUUCUUUGGAGGUCUGAGAGAAGACUUGCAAAUCAUGUUGUUAACAUGUUGGAGCUAUACAGCAGGAAUUCACUUUCUGCAUUUUAGACACACUGACAAGUGGUUAACUUAUACUUUUUCCA
Molecule: messenger RNA, 2766 nt
Organism: Pseudopodoces humilis (Tibetan ground-tit)
Lineage: Eukaryota; Metazoa; Chordata; Aves; Passeriformes; Paridae
Gene: USP16
Product: ubiquitin specific peptidase 16
Biological process (GO): regulation of cell cycle; protein deubiquitination; regulation of gene expression
Cellular component (GO): nucleus; cytosol
Molecular function (GO): zinc ion binding; cysteine-type deubiquitinase activity
Source: RefSeq, a predicted model, not a curated record